Molecule: messenger RNA, 2235 nt
Organism: Python bivittatus (Burmese python)
Lineage: Eukaryota; Metazoa; Chordata; Lepidosauria; Squamata; Pythonidae
Gene: IL17RD
Product: interleukin 17 receptor D
Molecular function (GO): interleukin-17 receptor activity
Source: RefSeq, a predicted model, not a curated record
AUGGCACCCUGGCUCAAGUUCUGCUCCUUCUUCUUCUCGCUCACGGCCUGCCUCGAUGGCCCGCGCCUGGCCGUGUCCGCAGGAGGGACCAGUAGCGGCGGCGGCAGGAAAGGACCAGCGGGCGAUGCUUGCGGCUGGAUGGGUCUCUCUCCAACUGGAAAGAAUAUUGGGCUGCUCAACAUUACCUUUAAGUAUGACAACUGUACUCCUUAUUUGAAUUCAGUGGGAAAACAUGUGAUUGGAGAUGUACAGAACAUCACAAUUAGUCAGUAUGCGUGCUCUGACCAAGUUGCAGUGGCUGUAUUGUGGACAGCCAACCCCACCGGUAUUGAAUUUCUGAAAGGAUUUCGAGUUAUACUUGAAGAGUUAAAAUCAGAGGGAAGACAAUGUCAGCAGCUGCUUUUAAAAGACCCAAAGCAGCUCAACUCAAGUUAUAAGUGGACUAGAGUGGAAUCUCAGCCCUUCCUAAAUUUGAAAUUUGAAACUGACUACUUUGUAAAGAUUAUUCCUUUUCCAUCCAUUAAGAAUGAAAGUAACUACCAUCCUUUUUUCUUCAGAACUCGGCCUUGUGAAUUGCUGCUGCAACCAGAAAACCUGGUCUGCAAACCUUUUUGGAAGCCAAGGAGCUUGAAUGUUACCCAGCAAGGUUUUAAUAUGCAUGUAUCUUUUGACCAUGCACCACAUAACUUUGGAUUCAGAUAUUAUUACCUGCACUACAAACUCAAAACUGAUGGACAGUUCAAACAGAAGAUUUGUAAACAGGAAAAGAAUACAGAUGUAACAAGUUGUAUUCUUCAGAAUGUCUCACCUGGAGAUUAUAUCAUUGAGCUUGUUGACGAUACCAACACCACAAGAAAAACAAUGCACUAUGCAUUAAAGCCAGUGCACUCCCCAUGGGCAGGGCCAAUAAGAGCAAUAGCCAUUACUGUGCCCUUGGUUGUCAUCUCAGCAUUUGCAACACUUUUUACAGUGAUGUGUCGCAAAAAGCAACAAGAAAAUAUCUAUUCCCAUUUAGAUGAGGAAAGUUCUGAAUCUUCUACCUACUCUGCAUCUCUCCAUGUGGAAAGGCAACAGCCUCGGCCCAAAGUCUUCAUCUGCUAUUCCAAUAAAGAUUGCCAGAAGCACAUUAAUGUCAUCCAGUGUUUUGCCUUUUUCCUUCAGGACUUUUGUGGUUGUGAGGUUUCUUUAGAUUUAUGGGAAGAUCUGAAAAACUGUAAAGAAGGUCAGAAAGAAUGGCUUCAUCGGAAAAUCAAUGAAUCCCAAUAUAUCAUUGUUGUAUGUUCAAAAGGAAUGAAAUAUUUUGUGGAGAAAAAGAGCUGGAAGCACAAGAGAUCCAGGGAAAAGGAUACUGGGAAAGGAGAACUCUUUCUGGUUGCCAUAGCUACCAUAGCAGAGAAACUACGUCAUGCAAAGCAGAAUUCACGUGACCUAUGCAAGUUCAUUGCUGUUUACUUUGAUUAUUCCUGUGAAGGUGACAUUCCUGGAAUACUAGAUUUAACCACAAAAUACAAGCUUAUGGAUAACCUGCCUCAGCUUUAUGCUCAUUUACAGUCCAGAGAUCUUAGUCUUCAUGAUUCAGAAUUGUAUCCUGUACAUAUUAGCAAAAGAAAUUAUUUCAGGAGUAAGUCUGGACGAUCUCUCUAUGUAGCCAUUUGCAACAUGCAUCAGUAUAUUGACCAGGAGCCUGAUUGGUUUGAGAAGCAGUUUGUUUCUUUCUUCCCAACACCUUUACGUUGUCAAGAUCCAGUGACAGAAACCUUUGACACUGGCUUGGUAUUAAAUGACUUAGUCAAUAAACAACUGACUGAUGGGGAUUUCUAUCUAAAGGUAGACGCAAAUGUUGUUCCACCUUUAAAUUCAGACUCUCUCUGUGUGAUGCAGCAUUUGAAUCUUGGUGUGGAUAAAGAAUCUCAGGACAUUCAAAAUAGUAGCUCCAUUCUUCAGCCAUUGCUACAUGUUGUAAAAGCUGCUAAUCUACCAGACAUGCCCCGAGAUUCUGGAAUUUAUGAUUCUUCUGUGCCUUCAUCUGAACUGUCAUUACCUUUAAUGGAUGGACUCUUAACAGAUCAAACUGAAACUUCUUCCAUUACAGAGAGUGUCUCUUCCUCAUCAGGACUGGGAGAAGAUGAACCACCUUUGCUUGCUGCCACCAAAUCCUUAGUGCCCGGAAUAUGUAAAGCUGAACUUCACUGCUGUAUCCGCACGGAAGAACUGCAGGCAAUUGCACCUUUAUAG